AUGAAGAAAAAUUCUAAAGAACUUGCUUCAUGUUAUAAAAAACUUCUACAAAAUGGUCAUAAUUCUGAUGUGAUUAUUCGCUUUGACCAAGGAGACGAUUUAAAAGAGCUUUAUGCACACUCACUUAUUUUAAGAGCGCGCUCUAACUUUUUUGAUAGUGCUCUUUUCAGUAGGUGGGCUAGGAAAGAAGGAAAAAUUUUCAUUAUUGAAAUGAAAGAUGUAUCAAUAAAUAUAUUUAAAGCUGUUUUAAGGUACAUAUAUACCACUGAGAUUUCUUUGGAUGAAUUAAGUGGUGUUGAGAUUUUGGAAAUUUUAGUGGAAACUGACAGAUUACAACUUCUUAUUGAAGGAUUUAAUAGAAAAUUAAUUUCUUAUGUACGCGAAAACUUGGAAGAAAUAAUACGAAAUGAUGCAAUUAAAACAUUACAAAUAAUUUUUCAAUUUAAUAAUAUAUUCGAGACAUUGCACGGAUCAUGCCUUCAACUUAUAUGUGCUUAUCCAAAUAUG
Messenger RNA from Dentiscutata erythropus, 507 nucleotides. The record is from the annotation of a GenBank genome assembly. NCBI's taxonomy places the organism in Eukaryota, Fungi, Glomeromycota, Glomeromycetes, Diversisporales, Gigasporaceae.